Penicillium alfredii is the source of this 663-nucleotide messenger RNA. RefSeq lists its product as uncharacterized. The record is from RefSeq and is a predicted model, not a curated record. The coding region runs from base 1 to 663 and encodes 220 amino acids. NCBI's taxonomy places the organism in Eukaryota, Fungi, Ascomycota, Eurotiomycetes, Eurotiales, Aspergillaceae. Gene Ontology annotation, cellular component: membrane. Gene Ontology annotation, molecular function: transmembrane transporter activity. The transcript has 2 exons. Gene Ontology annotation, biological process: transmembrane transport.
AUGUUCUCCUGGGGCGCAGUAACAAUGGGCCUUGGAGGUGCCCGAAAUUUCGCUCAAGUCACUGGCAUCCGGUUCCUGCUCGGAGUCCUCGAGGCGGGUCUCUUCCCCGGCUUGGUGUACUACCUGACCUUUUGGUAUCGAGUGCGGGAGCGGUCACUCCGAGUCGCACUGAUCCUCGCAUCUGCUACAUUGGCCGGGGCCUUUGGCGGCGCCAUCGCCUACGGGGUGGGAUUUCUCAACCAGUCACACGGUCUAGCCGCCUGGCGCUGGCUGUUUAUUAUUGAAGGCGCGCCCUCGUGUGCAUCUGGAAUCUUGGUCUGGUUCCUGCUGCCUGAUUACCCGCACACGGCGGGCUGGCUGACCGACGAGGAGCGGGAGCUUGCGCGGCAACGGCUCCAGCAUGAAGGGUCCAAAGGUGAUGCGAAGGCUAUGUCUUGGGCUGAUGCCAAGACGGUUCUGACUGACUGGCGGCUGUACGCGCACUAUGCUGUAUAUUUUGGUAUCUCGACACCUUUCUCCAGCUUGUCCCUCUUCACGCCCUCCAUCACGGCUGGAUUGGGCUAUGAAAACCUCCAGGCCCAGCUGAUGACAGUGCCGCCCUACGCUGUUGCGUAUGUGGUGACCGUGGCAGUGUCCUGGUCGGCAGACUACUUCAAUGCGUAG